GGGGGAUCGUAGUUUGACACUGAUACCGCGUGUGUGUGUGUGUGUGUGUGUGUGUCCUUGUCAGCGUGAAGCGAGGCAGCGCAGCUCGACACACUCGGCCACAGAAUGAAUCCCCUGCUGAAAGUUCAAGUUCUGGCCCAGCGAGCCUUCGGAAGCUCCGCCAGGCAGCUGAGGAACAAAGUCCCCGAGGCCCAGAAGCUCUUCCAGGAGGACAACGGGCUGCCGGUCCACAUCAAGGGGGGGACUGCGGACGUGGUUCUGUACCGGGCCACCAUGGCGCUGACCUUGGGAGGGACCUGCUACUCCCUGUACUGGCUGCUCUUUGCCGCGAUGCCUCAGAGGAAAGCGUAGAGGAGGAAGAUGAUGAUGAAGACGACCCCCCCUCCCCAGUCUCACCACUGAUGUCUGUUGUGUUUGAUUUCAUCAGGAUGAGAAUGUAAUAAAAAGCUUCAUUAAAGCGCG
This is a messenger RNA of Gasterosteus aculeatus aculeatus (three-spined stickleback), 462 nucleotides long. It is a transcript of the gene cox7a1, whose product is annotated as cytochrome c oxidase subunit 7A1. Gene Ontology annotation, cellular component: respiratory chain complex IV. Gene Ontology annotation, biological process: mitochondrial respirasome assembly; mitochondrial electron transport, cytochrome c to oxygen; regulation of oxidative phosphorylation. The record is from RefSeq and is a predicted model, not a curated record. NCBI's taxonomy places the organism in Eukaryota, Metazoa, Chordata, Actinopteri, Perciformes, Gasterosteidae.